Messenger RNA from Penicillium canariense, 1170 nucleotides. RefSeq lists its product as uncharacterized. Lineage: Eukaryota; Fungi; Ascomycota; Eurotiomycetes; Eurotiales; Aspergillaceae. The record is from RefSeq and is a predicted model, not a curated record. The transcript has a single exon. Bases 1 to 1170 code for a protein of 389 amino acids.
AUGCCUUCGAGUCGCGAUGACCCCGUUGCAGGUCGUCCUGAUGUUGAUGCCAGGGAACUUAAUCUCACCGACCCUUGUGCUAACCCUUGUAGUGGGGAUUCCCAUGAGUCUCUUCGUCCUUUUGAUGCUCCAGAGGAGAAGGACAACCCCAUCAGUGAGUCUACCAGCAGUGUUCAGGGUGGUAAGGUGCCCGAACGUAGGUCCCUGCCGAGACUCUCCGGGCCCAAAUUCUUCACCGGGCCUCCCGAUUCUCCCGAUCUUUCCCCUUCCUUUACUCUAGAGGAAGAGGAAUGGAGUUCCUACAGUGGGCUCGUACGCGGGUUCUCUGGUGAGUCUACUGGGGUUUUUGAGGGGGAAACGGCAUCCGGAUCGAGACGCCUCUUAAAAUUUUCUAGGUCCCAUACUUCACUGGGCCCUCUAGUCAACGCUCAGAAUCUCAGUCCGGAUGACCCGGAGAAAGACCCGUUGGAGAAGUACAGCCAGCUACAAGAGGCGGGCGCAGUACGACUGAAGUGGAUCAAUGACUCCAAAGUACAUUGUCCAAUCAAUCUCUCUAGGCUUGCUUUCCGUGAUCUUCUAGAUGACGGAUGGCAGCUUUCCCAGCGACAUAAGAGCCUGCCGGACAUGUAUGACGAUCCCAGAUUCCUCCCUCCUGGUGUGCCAGGAGCGACCAGUUUCCCUAUCCAGGAAGACUCGUAUCAGUGGACUGACAUCGUCAAACGUCACCGGGAUCCAAAUAUCCCAGGAUAUAGGCAGACUGUUUCUAGGUGGGUAGGCAGAACUGCAGAGGGUGUGAUCUUCAUUGAGUUCAUCAAACGCGGUGAAAACACCAGUUGCCCAUUCAGCUCUGAGGUUACCAAGGCUGUUUACGAGAAGGACUUCCGUAUUGAAACUCUCAACCACGUGUUUGUAGCCAAUGUUAUCAACAAGGAGACUCUUGAGUUUAUCUUGGACAACUUUUGGCCGGACUGUAUUGAUGGGAUUCAGUCUAUGGAGCCCAAUUCACCCGAGUAUAAGGCAAUUCUAGGUACUCGAAUUGGCAAAGUCGUCGCCUAUCUGGUCUUGAAUGCAUUCGCCCGGGGUACUCGGCGGAUUGCACGAGUCGUUCUUUGGGUUGCUUCCGUCUAUGGCAUCCAGCUGCGGUUUGACAUAGAGCCUGUUGGCGGUUGA